AUGUUUUCGACAAGUUUUGUCUUACUUUGCUUAUUUUCCUUGGUAAUUUCUAAAGAAGUUACUGGGGUUUUCACCAAAUUCAAUUCCUUGAAAUGGGAAAGCGCUGGUAAUUACCAAUUUCAAGCUCCUUCUUAUCCAAACUGGAUCGCUGAUUUAACCUGGGUUAUUGACGGUUCUAAAGUUAACAAAGGGGACACCUUUACCUUGCACAUGCCCUGUGUUUUUAAAUUCACAACCAGUGCUUCGGAAGUCAAUUUGCAUGUUAGUGGAAAAACAUACGCUACUUGUUCCUUUGCCCCUGGUGAUGUUGUCGUUGACUAUUCAGAAUUGAAAUGUGUGGCUUCAGACUCUGUCGGUCCUUCAACGUAUGCAUAUGGUACUGUCUAUUUCCCCUUCACAUUUAAUUCCGGUGGUUCGGGAUUAACAACUGACUUAAAAUGUGCUCCAAUUUUCCAUGAUGGAACUAAUACUAUCUCCUUUUACGAUGGUGACGAUGAGCUUUCCAUAGAUGUCAAAUUUGUUGGUGGUGCACGAACAAAUCCAGAUGUUAUUAUUCGAGAGAAUAGAAUCAUCCCCAGUUUAAAUAGAGAACAACAUUAUAUUUUGGCUGGAAAUUGUGCAAAUGGAUAUCAAAGAGCAACCAUUGGGUUUUCGGUCUCGAAAUCUGGGGUUAGCAUUGAUUGUGAUUCCAUGCAUGCACUUAUUACUGACAAGUUAAACGAGUGGUACUCUCCUGAAUCAGCAACUGAAGUUCAUCCCACAGUGGCUUGCAACAGCCGUGAAUUAAAGGUUACCUUUAGAAGCAUCUCAAGAGGGUUCAGACCUUUUGCUGAUGUAUUUAUGAAAGUAGAUACAGGUGUGCUGAAUCAAGUCAAAUACAUCAAUCAAUAUCAAUGUGUAGGUAACAGCCGUACCACCGACAACCUGAAAACAGUCACAUGGGGCGAAUAUCAAAAUGAUUCCCCUGGUGCUAAUGGUCAAGAAGUUAUUGUCACUACUCAAACCUGGACUGGACUGACAACCCAUGUGACAACAUUACCUUAUACCACAAGUUCAGGAACCAUCACCAUUGAGGUGAAUGUUCCAAUCCCAACCGUCACCACUACUACCACAUGUGAUUGUCCUGAUGGUACAAGUACUAUUACUGCCUCUAUUGGUCAAACCGCAACUGAGAUUGUAUUUAUUUCUAUGGCAUCCACCACAGGAAACGAUGAAUCAUCCAGUACACCCAAUGACGAUUCAUCCACCACAGGAGACGAUCAAUCAUCCAGUACAUCCAAUGACGAUUCAUCCACCACAGGAGACGAUCAAUCAUCCAGUACAUCCAAUGACGAUUCAUCCACCACAGGAGAUGAUCAAUCAUCCAGUACAUCCAAUGACGAUUCAUCCACCACAGGAGAUGAUGAACCAUCCGGUACAUCCGAUACGGAAGAGACCACUACUACGUGUAUUGAAGACGAAUCUGCAUCAGAGAGUGAAGAGUCGACGAGUAUGGAGCCUGAAAUGUUAUCAACUACUGAGCACUAUACCAUAAGUACUGAAGAAUUGAAUAGUACAUUUAGGACAGCUUCUGACAUUGAGGAAUCAACUGCCCAUCCAAUUGAAGAAUCAUCAACUCUGAAAGGUCAUGAUGAAGAGUCAUCUAACACAGUUUGCGAGGAGUCAUCAACGAUUGAAGAUUCAACCCGGUCCACCCAAUACAUCACCACCACAAUCAUCGAUGGUAGCACAACUACAUUGAUAGUGUCAGAAGCAACAACUAUAACAGUUGAGGACUGCGAGAGUUCAGGUGCAUUAACCUAUCCUACUAGCCCCAUCCCACUCGGUACCUCGACAAAGACCAGAGGGAAAGAAAGUUCAGGAAUCGCUUCCAGUGGUAGUGCAAGCAGCUUAUCCUCGACUGUAAUCUCCACGACAAAGGUUAGUCCAACUGGCGCAGAUGAAUCAGCUACUACUCGUGUCACAAGUCGUUACAGUGAACCUACUCAAUGGACUACAGGCUCCACUCUGGUUCCAAUUGUCCCAGAGACCUUCCUUGGAUCUGCUUCAUCCUUUACUUUGUCAGCUGCGUUGGUCAUUUUUAUUGAAAUAUUUGUUGCUUUUAUGUUAUAG
Molecule: messenger RNA, 2112 nt
Organism: Hemisphaericaspora subhashii
Lineage: Eukaryota; Fungi; Ascomycota; Pichiomycetes; Serinales; Debaryomycetaceae
Exons: 1
Coding region: 1-2112 (703 amino acids)
Biological process (GO): cell adhesion involved in single-species biofilm formation; cell adhesion involved in multi-species biofilm formation
Cellular component (GO): fungal-type cell wall
Source: RefSeq, a predicted model, not a curated record